GAGCGACGAUGGCGUCCGUCCCGACCGAAGAUGAGCGCACGCAGGUGCUCAACGCGUACAAGGCCAAGGUCAUGGAGCACCGCGAGAUGGAGAGCAGGGUGAAGAACAUGCGCGAGAAUGUCAAGACGCUCGUGAAGGAGUUCAACAAGACGGAAGACGACCUCAAGGCGCUGCAGAGCGUGGGCCAAAUUAUCGGCGAAGUGCUGCGUCAGCUGGACGAGGACCGCUUCAUCGUCAAGGCGUCGAGCGGCCCGCGCUACGUCGUGGGGUGCCGCGCCAAGGUGGACAAGAGCAAGCUCAAGUCUGGCACGCGAGUGGCGCUGGACAUGACCACGCUCACCAUCAUGCGCUACCUGCCGCGUGAGGUGGACCCCACAGUGUACCACAUGCUGAACGAGGACGCCGGCAACGUGUCGUUCUCCAGCAUCGGUGGUCUGAACGAGCAGAUCCGAGAGCUGCGCGAGGUCAUCGAGCUGCCGCUGACCAACCCGGAGUUGUUCCUGCGCGUUGGCAUCAAACCCCCUAAGGGCGUGCUACUGUACGGCCCGCCUGGUACCGGUAAGACGCUGCUGGCUCGUGCGCUGGCGUGCAACAUUAACGCCACCUUCCUGAAGGUCGUGGCCAGUGCGAUCGUGGACAAGUACAUUGGUGAGAGUGCCCGUGUGAUCCGUGAGAUGUUCGGGUAUGCUCGCGACCACCAGCCGUGCGUCAUCUUCAUGGAUGAAAUCGAUGCCAUCGGUGGAAGUCGUUACUCGGAGGGCACGUCCGCUGAUCGUGAAAUUCAGCGUACGCUGAUGGAGCUGCUGAACCAACUCGACGGUUUCGACGCACUGGGACAGGUGAAGAUGGUCAUGGCGACGAACCGACCGGAUAUCCUGGAUCCGGCACUGCUGCGUCCUGGUCGUCUGGACCGUAAGAUUGAGAUUCCGCUGCCGAACGAGGCCUCGCGCAUGGAUAUUCUCAAGAUUCACUCGGGCCCUAUCACGAAGAAGGGCGAGAUCGACUACGAGUCCAUUGUCAAGCUCACAGACGGCUUCAACGGUGCCGAUAUGCGUAACGUGUGCACUGAAGCGGGUAUGUUCGCUAUCCGCGCUGACCGCGAGUACGUUGUGGAGGAGGACUUCAUGAAGGCCGCGCGGAAACUUGCCGAGACGAAGAAGCUCGAAUCCAAGAUGGACUACAGCAAGGUUUAAGUUGGUAAAGCUGUGGUCACUGUCAUCUGGCGCUGGUGUACAUUUUUGUGCUACCUCGUUCAGAAUGCUAUCAAGAGUCGAUACCAGUACGAAUGGUCGACCUAGUCAAGCAUAUACGAGAUCAAAAUUGAAAAUGAGCACCGCUGGAUGGUCUGUAUCUUGAUUGGGCUGACGUUGCUGUUGUUAUUCCCUUGUUUGGCGCCGCAAAUAACCCGUUUAAGCUCGGACGUAAAUGGAUGUCAGUUUGCAACGGUGCGUGUUUGAGGCAGGCGAGUAGUGCAUUGACAUGGCGUCUUCAGGUGGAGCUGGCAUGGAGUGCUGUGAGCUGGUGGGUCUCAUGGGAGACGUUGCGUAUCAGCGUUGUCGAAUGCUGCUCCAAGAACUACGAAAGCUGCACCCGAUCUUCGUAUCGCCGCUGGAAGGGAUGAUGGAGAUCGAGUAUCUCGAGUAUUUGCAAAACCAACAGGAGAAGAUCCCCAAAGCCAAGCGUGCUGAGUUGCUGCGUACGACCCGUCCGAUUAUACUGCUGCUGGAUUCCUCAAAUGACAUGCUGGACGGUGAAGACGAGUUGCUCGACUUUGCGAUGGAGCGGACUCAACUCUCCAGAAACGAAUUGUUGGCCGCAGCCGCGUUCGGGGGCGUUCUUGCGGUUGGGAACGACAGUGAAGGCUCCGACAGCGCUCGGAAAGAGUACAGCGAGAAAUUGGCACUCGCAGAGGAAACACUCGAGACAAAGGCAGAGGAAGCGGCACAGCAAGCUUUGGCUCGGCAUCGCGAACAGUCCGGGCAUCAGUUCGCUUUCUUGGUCUUUGAAGUGGAUGGGGUGGCGCUGCCUCGAGUAGAGCUCGAGUUGUUCCACGACGUGUGCCCCAAAACGUGCAAGAAUUUCCUAGCGUUCUGUGAGCACAAGGUUCCCGCUAUUGGCGAUGAAACACAGCAAUUAGGCUAUAGAGGCAACGCCGUCCAUCGCAUUGUGCGUGGUGGUUGGAUUCAAGCAGGAGAUGUCGGCGGCAAUGGCCGAGGGGACGGACCUUGUCGGUCCCUCUACGGUCUCGAGUUUGCCGACGAGAGCUUCGCCAUAUCACACAACGCGGCUGGCAUUCUUGUACGUUUUUGCUGUCUAUUGUAUCUGCAAGUUUUGACGCCUCUCAUGACGACUUUGAUGGUCUUGGCAUUCAGUCCAUGGCGAAUACAGGACCACACACGAACGGAUCCCAAUUCUUCAUCACCCUGGCACCCCAGCCAUGGCUUGACCGCCGCAAAGGUACAACAAUAGUAGCAAUGUCUUGGUAACAUAUGUUGCGAACUCACGUGUGUAUGCAUGGAUAUGACCUUCAGUUGCAUUUGGACGAGUCGUGAGUGGUUGGCGUACUAUCAUGACCAUCGGCGGCUUGGAAACGAGUCACGAGCGACCUUGCGUGCCCUGCACUAUUGCCGAUAGCGGAAAGCUUCAGUGAGGCAGCGCGGUAGAGCAACAUGCUUCGAAUCAAUAAAUAAUGCUUGCUAUUUCACCGAGAAUACGUAGCAAAAUGAAGAUGGCGUUGGCCGCCUUAGACUACAGCAGUUUGCUCAACGGGGGAGGAGGCAACCGACAUUUGCGCUGCAACCACAGCAGGAGAGUCAACCACUGCAGCGGAAGAAGGCGAGCUGUUGCUGUUCACUUGAACAAGCUGCAAGUCGUAUCGCAGUCGCUUGAGGUCCACAAGAGAGCGAAUCUUGUGGAACUCGAGGCCGAGUGCGAGACUUACCUGUUCCUCCUCAAGCCCAUCGCCGAUAGCGACAAACUCCACGUCUGGCGCUUCAUACUUCGCCAUGAUAGUCUCAAAACACCGAUACUUGUGCACCUUCGCCGAGCUGUAGACUCGAUCGAUCGGGAAGAACGCGUCCAGCUGAUAGAUGAGGCACUUGCACAACGCUGGCACGAGCUGCGUGUUGGUGACCAGCACAUUCACGUUCUCCACCUCCUCGUCUGUCUCUUUAUCCUCCGCCGUACUUCCUGCUUCCACGUCAGGCUGCGGUAAGUCCGCCCUGGACUGUGCCGAGUCUUUAAUCAGCUCCAACACCUGUCGCGCUUCAUGCAGCCAGCCCGUCGAGAAGUUGUCGAUGGCGGCUACGAGAGCACCGCGGAUGGCAAACCACUCACUGUUGGCAUCAUGCAGGAAAUCAACGUGGCCACGACGUUC
Molecule: messenger RNA, 3376 nt
Organism: Phytophthora sojae
Lineage: Eukaryota; Oomycota; Peronosporomycetes; Peronosporales; Peronosporaceae
Exons: 3
Coding region: 9-1193 (394 amino acids)
Biological process (GO): positive regulation of RNA polymerase II transcription preinitiation complex assembly
Cellular component (GO): cytosolic proteasome complex; proteasome regulatory particle, base subcomplex
Molecular function (GO): ATP hydrolysis activity; proteasome-activating activity; ATP binding
Source: RefSeq, a predicted model, not a curated record